Ficedula albicollis (Collared flycatcher) is the source of this 2514-nucleotide messenger RNA. RefSeq names its product TRAF3 interacting protein 3 (gene TRAF3IP3). The transcript has 16 exons. The record is from RefSeq and is a predicted model, not a curated record. NCBI's taxonomy places the organism in Eukaryota, Metazoa, Chordata, Aves, Passeriformes, Muscicapidae. The coding region runs from base 110 to 1765 and encodes 551 amino acids.
GGGCAGCUGGGGCGUGUUCCUGCCCGCUAACACCCGGCUCAGCGCGGCACUCAAGGGGCAGGACGGGACCCCGGCACCAGGGCAGAGGCCCCGAGGGGACGAGGCCACCAUGCCCAGGAGGGCACGGCCACAGCGGCGGCGCCCGGGCGAGAGCUACGAGGAGAGGAGCGAGCGGAGGCAGGAGGCCAGGGCGGGGAUGUGCCACCGGCACGAUGCCACCUCCUGCCGCCGCCCGGCGCCCCGCUCACCGCACAGCCCCCGCCAAAGGGAGUUCCUCAGGAGGAGGAACCUGCCCGGAGAGACCCUGCAGGGGCAGGAGCCCGAGGCACGAACCGGACCGAGCGCCCUGCUCCAGCACCCCAGCAGCUGCCCCACCUUCCCUCCUGCUCAGUCCCAGCUGAGCCUCAGCAGCGCCCGGGGACGAGGGGACCCUGUCAACACCCAAGGAACCCAGACCCUCCCAAAGCCCAGCUCAGCAGUGAAAGACUCCAGCCAGCAGACAGACUGGGGAAUUGCAGUUUUAAACAAGGAAAUGGUGCAGCUCUCCAACUACCUGAAGGAGGCUCUGCACCGUGAGCUGCUGCUCAAGCAGAAGAUGGUGAUUUUACAGGAGCUUUUGUCCACUCUGCUGCAGGCAUCAGAGAAAUCCUGGCAGGGUCAGCUGAAUGAAGACAAACUGAGGUGUAAACUACGGGUGCUGGAAAAUCAGCUGCAGGCCUGCACCCAGAGUUACUCAAAGGAGUGUGUGAAGAAGAUCCUGAUUGAGAUGGAGGACCAGAAGCAGACCUAUGAGCAGAAGGCAAAAGAGGCUCUGCAGAGGAUGCUGGAGGACAAACUCCAAACAGAGCAGCAGCUGCAAAACUCUCAGAGAAGCCUGGCAGAGACACGAGAGGACCUUGCCUUCUGGAAAGAGCACGACGCCACGCUGAAAGCCGAACUGACCAGCGUGACCACAGCACACACCGAGCUCAAAAACAGCUUCCAGGCCCUACAGAGCGAGCUCCAGCGGGCGGACUCGCAGAACGAGCGGCUGAGCCGGGAGCUGCAGGCGCUGCGGGCGGAGCGCGCGGAGCUGCUGCACAGAGCCAGCGCCCUGCGCAGCGACAACGACCGCCAGGCCGGCCACAUCCGCCACAUCCAAGAUAAACUGCAAAAAGAACAAGAGCAGAAGGUAACACUGGAGGAAACAAUCAGCCAUUUGCAGAACUUGAUCCACAACCAGAACAACCAAAGGAAGAGCCAGGAGGUGACCGUGCAAAGGAAAGACCAGGUUUUCACCACACAGACCCCACCUCUCACUCCUGCCAAGGAGAAACAAAACGCUCUGUUAGAGCACCCCGAGGAGGAGGAGGAGGGAACAGAAAGUCUGCAGGAUGAGAUGCAGAGAAGGACAUCCCAGCUCACAGCAAAGGAGGACGAGGUUCACCAGGAUGCUCAGGCAGCAGAGCCGGGCUGUGCCCUGCUGCGGGCGCAGCGCUGCAGCCGCUGCAGCAGCCCGGCCGCCCGGGGUGCCUGCAGCCCCCAGGGGACCCCUCCUGCUCAGGACCCCCCCUCGCUGUGCUGGCAGUGCUCGGAGCUGCGCUCGGAGCUGGAGGCGCUCAGCGAGGAGUACCAGUCCUGCCUGAGCCGGCUGCGCCAGUGCCGCGCCCAGCUCAGCCGCCCCCAGGGCGGCCCGGCACAGAGACGGCGCGGCCCCUGGAUCCCUCUCCUGGUGGCAGUGGCCGCAGUGGCCAUCGCCGCCUUCCUGGCGAGUUACAGGCUGUGAAGGAGCCCCCUGAUGACUGACUUCACUGCGGGAACUGACCUUUGCUUCACCAAAACCCCACCCCACCUUCUGCUGCUGUGUGUGUGCGCACGGCGUUGGUACCUGAGCUGGUCUCACUCCGGACAGGUCUCAGUGACCACGGGGACAUCCCCCCUGCCCUCGGCUGCUGUGGUUCCUCUGUUCCUGCUGGAGGCUGCACUGCCCUGAGGCACAGGGGGACAAAGCCCCUCUGGCUGCUGCUGCCAUGGCUGGCACAGGGUGAGAGGCACAGGGCAUCCCCUGCCCUUGGCAUCCAGCCUGCCUGGGUUCCAUGCCCCCCAAGUUCUCCUCCUGUAUUUAUUGCCUCCUUAAAUGGGAGGUACUCGAUCCUGAGCCAUCCCUACUCUGACCUGACAAAGAAAUCCAGCUCAGGGGGGCUCUUUAGCACAGCCCCCUCAUGUGUCCUGAGCAAUCCUACCCCACACCCACCAGGCCCUGUUCCUGUGGCCUCCAGCCUCUCUUGGGACCGAGCAUCCCCACAGCUACACCUGCUUCUCUUUCACUGCCAGCCCCACAUGAAUCCAUCAGAGACAGGGGUUUAAAGUCCCUUUUGCAGCUGCACCGUGCAGGUUUUACAGCAGCACUUGCCCUUCAUUCAUGUGCAGGCUCAGACACAACACAGGCCAUGACACCAGCACAUGGAAGUAAAUAGAACUGAAACAUACACGUAAUGUACACGUAGUAAAUACACACGGAGCCUACAAUAAACU